Messenger RNA from Dipodomys ordii (Ord's kangaroo rat), 885 nucleotides. RefSeq names its product aquaporin 10 (gene Aqp10). Gene Ontology annotation, biological process: glycerol transmembrane transport; water transport. The record is from RefSeq and is a predicted model, not a curated record. Gene Ontology annotation, molecular function: urea transmembrane transporter activity; glycerol channel activity; water channel activity. The transcript is spliced from 6 exons. NCBI's taxonomy places the organism in Eukaryota, Metazoa, Chordata, Mammalia, Rodentia, Heteromyidae. Gene Ontology annotation, cellular component: basolateral plasma membrane; plasma membrane. The coding region runs from base 1 to 885 and encodes 294 amino acids.
AUGGCAGGUGCACAGCCCCUAGUUCAAAUCAAGGAACAUCUUCGGAUCCACAACCUCUUGGUCCGCCAGUGCCUGGCAGAGUUCCUGGGUGUAUUUGUACUAUUGCUCCUCACUCAGGGUGCUGUAGCUCAGGCUGUCACCAGUGGAGAAACCAAAGGCAACUUCUUCACUAUGUUUCUGUGUGGCUCCCUGUCUGUCACAAUAGCCAUCUACGUGGCUGGCAAUGUCUCAGGGGCCCACCUGAAUCCAGCCUUCUCCCUGGCCAUGUGCCUCGUUGGACGCUUCCCCUGGGCCAAGUUCCCAAUUUACUGUGUUGUGCAGUUGCUGGCAGCUUUCUGUGCCUCAGGAGCCACUUAUGUUCUCUACUAUGAUGCCUUACAGAACUAUACAGGUGGGGACUUGACUGUGACUGGACCGAAGGAGACAGCCUCCAUCUUUGCCACCUACCCUGCACCUUACCUAUCCUUGAAUAAUGGCUUCCUGGAUCAGGUUCUGGGCACUGGGAUGCUGAUUGUGGGGCUCUUAGCAAUCCUGGACAGACGGAACAAGGGUGUACCCGCGGGUCUGGAGCCUGUGGUGGUGGGGCUGCUGAUCCUGACCAUUGGACUAUCCAUGGGUGUCAACUGUGGGUUUCCACUCAACCCUGCCCGGGAUCUGGGCCCACGGCUCUUCACCUAUGUGGCCGGCUGGGGCCCUGAGGUCUUCAGUGCUGGUAAUGGCUGGUGGUGGGUGCCGGUAGUGGCUCCUCUAGUGGGGGCCACCCUGGGCACAGCCACGUAUCAGCUGAUGGUGGCUCUGCACCAUCCUGAGGACUCAGAGUCAGUUCAGGAAACCUCAGAUUUGGAAACUCCUGCCUCAGCUAAGACGAUGGAGAGUAAGCUGUGA